AUGCGGAGAGCCUUGUGGCUCACUGCAGGGGCUAUUAAUCGGUGGACGAGAGAAGAUAAUAUUCUCCUUUUGGGGCAUCGGGGAUCUCACACGGAAGCAACUGUGCAGCUGCCGACGUUGUCACCGCUUGCCCGUGUAAUAGGAUGCAUGGAGAGGAAAGACUUCGAUGGGGUAGUGCGGUUCUACGAAUCAGCUUUCCGGGAGGGUAAUGUUACACUGUGGGAGUUUGCAGGGGGCAUUGUUCACGCGAGGGACAUGGCACUCUGUCUCAUGCGAACCUUUACUGAGUUGGGUCGCAUGGAUCGCGUUCGUGAAGUGUUCAUGCUGGGACUCAGAGAUCUACGGCCCGUCCAUACUGUGGUGUCGUCCUCAAUAACAGGGGCGAGGGAAGCAUCGACAAGCCUUUCCUGUGGGAAAACUGUGCCUUUUUCACUUGUCAAUGCAAAUUUCUUCAAUGCGUAUUUGGAGGUGCUCACAAAACGCAAAAAUUUCUCCAGUGAUGAGGUUGCAUUUGUGUUGAAGGAGAUGAAAGCAGCGGAUGUGUCCCCCGAUGCCCUAACGUACCACUACCUCGUUGAAUUGCACAUUCGAAUGGGUGUUGAUCCCACAGGAUUGUGGAAUGACAUGCGGCAGGACUUUACGGUUCGGCCCCUUCCUUGCACUGUUCAUACACUCCUCCUGCAUGUAGUUCCUUCGGUAGCAGAUCCCUCCUUUGUUGUGGAUGUAACUCGUGAAGCCCUUCGGCAUGGGAGUAGUGUGAUGGAUAAGCGGCUGAUUUCAGAGAUGAUGGAACAAUGGCUGCACAACGCGCAAGAUUAUCCACCAGAGUAUGUACUGUGGCUCAUGUUUGAGCUGGAGCUUCGCUGUGUUGUUGACAAAGCGUCGUUUGUGCAGUUUGUGCAGAAGCGGCACGUAGCAGAGCUGCUUCAACGGUGUGCCAAGUGUGCGGAUGCAGACACGGCCGGGAAAGUGCUUGCAAUGAUGGACCGCCAUGUCAUGACGAAGACGGCGGAUAUUCUCAGCCUUGUGGUGUGGUGUUGGGCUCAAGCACAGGAAUUGGAGAAGGCAUUCGACUUGUUGGAACUGAUGGCACGUAAGGGACACCUUGAACUAACAGAUCCUUUUAGGAAAUACACAGUCGAUUGCCUCCGACAGGCGAUGGACCGCCACUUUAUGAUUGCACUGGCGGAUGCCGUAAGCUCUGUUUCCCUUCUCGACAGAGUCAUUUCACAUUUGCGUUGUCGGCGGCAACGGGGGCAGACUGUUUCUGUUCAUUCACUCGACCUUCUAGUACUUGCUGCGUCCAAACUGGGCGAGGAGCGGCGUGCUAUGGCGCUUGUGGGAAGCUACGUGGCCGAAUGGGGGGUGCAGCAGCGUACGAAUACGUACAACUGUCUACUUGUUGGACUUGCCUCCCGACGCGGUGCGACGUUGCAGCGCACUAUUUAUGAUGCAAUGCAAGGGAACGGUGUUACCCCCAACGCAUUUACAUUCCGUAUUCUUAUCCGGCAGGCAGUACUUGCUGACAGCAUCGAUGAGGCUAUUGAGUUCCUGCAAAAAGUCACUUCUCACACCGGUUUAAGGGUUGAGGUGGAAAUGAUACUACCGAUACUAGAGCGAGCUGCCCGUGCCGGAGAUGCAGAAACUGUUAACCGUAUUAGUAAGUUUGCACUUGACUGCGAUAUUGGCAUCGAUAGUGUCGUGCUCAACAAUGUUGUGAAGUUGCUGACAGAUGCUGGUCAGGAUGUGGAGGUAAUAAAGGGACACCAGCCACUGCAUGAGGCUCUGCGGUCUCGUUCGAAGGCUGGGAGGCAGCGAGCCCGAAAUGACAUCGUCAUUUGA
Messenger RNA from Trypanosoma brucei brucei TREU927, 1842 nucleotides. RefSeq lists its product as hypothetical. Gene Ontology annotation, molecular function: protein binding. NCBI's taxonomy places the organism in Eukaryota, Euglenozoa, Kinetoplastea, Trypanosomatida, Trypanosomatidae. The record is from RefSeq and is a predicted model, not a curated record. The coding region runs from base 1 to 1842 and encodes 613 amino acids. The transcript has a single exon.